Molecule: messenger RNA, 2298 nt
Organism: Momordica charantia (bitter melon)
Lineage: Eukaryota; Viridiplantae; Streptophyta; Magnoliopsida; Cucurbitales; Cucurbitaceae
Product: Carbohydrate-binding X8 domain superfamily protein
Source: RefSeq, a predicted model, not a curated record
CAAAAUACACCAAGGCAACAAGUUGUAGAACAAUACUGGUGUUUGUAAACGAUACUAACACUAGGGAAAAAUAUCAACUACAGAAAAUAUUACCAUGAUGCAUGACAAAAAGAACUGGCCAGUGGCAAGCAAAGAAGACGGGCUGGGAACAAAGCAUGCAUAGAUUUAGAUUUAUGUGAAAAUUCAUUGCAGAGAGAAAUUUCAGAUUUACUGUGGCGGUCAAUAAUACAAAACUAUAUGCUUUUUUAGAACAAGUCACACAUUCAUGACACGUAGAAACUAUAAACCAUAAAUUUAAAAAUUUGAACAUCUUUUAUGACUGUAAAGAAGAGGACACGGCUGAGAAAGAACAAGGACGUGCACACUUUCUCAGAAGAACGCCAAUGGAAUCCUUUUCAAAGCUACCUUGCUUCUGAUUACGUUACCAUUUUACCAGGGAUAAGAUCUUUGUUUGUGUUUGUAAUCAAUAAAUUCAAAAGUUUAAAUUGAUGGGUUAGAUCAACGAACUCGUAUGAACUUGUAUGGUGGAUUAGCUCAAUGAAAUAUUAAUGCUAUCUUUCCACUAGAGUAUAGAGUAUAUGUAAUGAGUGGUGGAGGUAGAAAAACCCAGAACAAAAAUAGCAGUGCAAGUGCAUUAAACGUUGUGGUAUAGAAAUGGGCCUCAAUUAAGCAGGAGGUAUAUGAAUGGACCGGUGUUGGUGGUUAGGGAGGGGAACAUCAUAUUUUUCAUUAUACAAAUUUUGCAAUUUGCAUGACGCUGCCUAAUUAACAACUUCAGAGAGAGAGAGAGUUGAAGAAGAAGGCGAAGGUGGAGUAGAGUUGAAGCAAGAAACACACUCACACACACAGCAGAGCAGAGCAGGGGUACUCUUUCUUUUCUUCCAUUGGUGAAGCAAGCAUAUAUGCCUACAGCAGGCAGCGGCAUCGGCAUGCAGAUUCAUUUUUAGACAGUAAACUAAACUUAUAACUUAAUAUAAUGAUGAAUGGUCCCGAACCCAACAAAAAGCACAACAAAAGAAGAGAAAACUUCCCUCUCUUAUCUAAGAUGUACACCCGCUUCCGCCUCCGCCUCAUCGCAUAACUUCACUUGUACACAUGGCUAAGCAAAGUCCCCACCUACAAAACCAUCCAAAGAAUCCCUCUUUUUCUGCCACUUGUCUUCCUCCAUAUACAACUUUUAUUUUAAUGCACUUCCUCCCCACUCCCUUUAUUUAUUUCUAUCCCUAUUAUUGCCUCUCUCAUAUAUGAUAUGUGCAUCCCAUUCCUCUGUUCUUCCACUUCUCCCAACUUCCAUCCCCACACAAACGCAGUAAACUUCAACUUCCCCUUGCUUCCAUCUUCAAGUAUCGGAUCAUCAUGGAAUUAAUUACCAGACUCUGCCUUAUUCUUCUCUUUAUAUCCACUUGUGCAACUGAUUUCUUCACUCCCUGUGAUUGCAGAAGUGUACAUAGACGGCGUACGAUCCACAAGGGGAAGAAAUUCCAACUGGCCAAAUACCUGGAUGUAAUUGGUCAAAAGGUGAGACACGUGGAUGAGGCUUCCAACUCCCAACCUUACGUCAGCUCCCCAUUCACUCUGCCGCCGUUCGAUUCGCUUCCUCCUUAUUCCCUGCCGGACAACGCGCCCCCUUACUGUUCAUAUCCACAACCCAAUACCCCUACUCCUGCGACGACAGUCCCCUCUCCCUUCGCCUACAUGUCGUCACCCCCUCCCCCGCCCUUCUACUAUCUUCCCCCAAUCCUUCCCUCUCAGAGCCCACCUCCGAGCCCACCUUACUACUACGAGCCCAGCCCACCAAGUUACGAGCCCAGCCCACCCGUGUUCCUCCCGAGCCCACCCGUGUUCCUGCCACCGGUGAUUUACCCUCCGCCGAGCGUGCCACCCCCUCCCCACUCGGCGCCCAGUAUAGCCCUGUGGUGCGUGGCCAAGCCGUCGGUGCCGGGCCCAAUUAUUCAAGAGGCCAUGAACUAUGCCUGCGGGACGGUGGCAGAUUGCGGCUCCAUACUGCCAAACGGACCAUGCUUUUUGCCCAACACGCUCUUGGCCCACGCUUCCUACGCCUUCAAUAGCUAUUGGCAGAGAACCAAGGUGGGCGGUGGGACUUGUGAGUUUGGCGGUACUGCCAUGCUUGUCACCGUGGAUCCCAGUUAUGAUGGGUGCCGUUUCACUUACACGUAGACCGCGAUUGGAUCCAUGUUUAUCAACUUUUGAAGAAUAUGAUAAGGAUGUAUAGAGUAGACAUGUAGAACACGAAAUCACUCCAUUUUUCUCUCAACCUUUUGCUAGAAAUAAUUUUGU